This is a messenger RNA of Echinostoma caproni, 561 nucleotides long. The record is from the annotation of a GenBank genome assembly. NCBI's taxonomy places the organism in Eukaryota, Metazoa, Platyhelminthes, Trematoda, Plagiorchiida, Echinostomatidae.
CAUUGUCAGAUUCUCGUGGAAGGCGAACAUAUUCGGGAAUUGGACCUAAAAGCAUUCCGAUCUCAGUUGGGAUGCGUUCAACAAGAACCUAUUUUGUUCGAAGGGACGGUAGAAGAUAACAUACGGCUCGGAAAGCUCGAUGCAACCGAGGAUGAAAUCAUCGAAGCUGCGAAAAUGGCCAAUGCACAUGAUUUUAUCUUACGUCUUCCAGAAGGUUACCAAACAGUACUCGCGGAACGCGGAGGGGGUUUAUCCGGUGGUCAAAAACAACGUAUUGCUAUCGCUCGUGCGUUGAUCCGGAAACCUAAAUUGCUGCUCUUCGAUGAAGCCACAUCUGCGUUAGAUACGCGGUCUGAGCGCAUCGUCCAAGAUGCAUUAGACCAAGCCUCCGCUGGUCGCACAGUCGUCGUUGUGGCUCAUCGACUAACAACUGUCCGGAAUGCCGAUCUCAUCUUGGUUUUGGACAAGGGGGUGAUACGAGAAAAAGGCACGCACGAUCAGUUGGUGGCACAAGGCGGAUUGUAUGCUGCAAUGCUAAGCAAUCAGGUGUGUUUAGAAUAG